Messenger RNA from Cajanus cajan (pigeon pea), 1945 nucleotides. Its product is annotated as fructan 6-exohydrolase. Lineage: Eukaryota; Viridiplantae; Streptophyta; Magnoliopsida; Fabales; Fabaceae. The record is from RefSeq and is a predicted model, not a curated record. Gene Ontology annotation, biological process: carbohydrate metabolic process. Gene Ontology annotation, molecular function: hydrolase activity, hydrolyzing O-glycosyl compounds.
GUAUAUAAAAUUCUAAUAUGUUAUGCCACGAUUCCUGUGGUGUUUUUUCCACAGUGAAUGAUUCACAGUGUGCAUAAUUGCAUAUAUUAGCCCUUGAUCAAACCAAACCAUUAGCCAUGUGGUUCUUGUUGACCUUCCAAUAACUUUGGUUCAACCAUCAUGCAGAUCAAUGCAUCCCACCACAGAGUACAUGAAAAACAACCAUACCGAACUUGGUACCACUUUCAGCCCCCACAAAAUUGGAUGAACGAUCCAAAUGGACCAAUGUACUACAAAGGAGUUUACCACUUUUUCUACCAAUAUAACCCUUAUGCGGCAACCUUUGGUAGGCACAUGGUAUGGGGUCAUUCUGUAUCCUAUGAUCUCAUCAAUUGGAUUCAUCUAAAUCAUGCUCUUGAACCAAGUGAAUCUUAUGACAUUAAUGGCUGCUAUUCUGGCUCAAUCACAACCCUCCCUGGGGAAAAACCUAUUAUUAUGUAUACAGGAAGUGAUACUAGAAAACAUCAAAUUCAAAACUUGGCUAUGCCAAAGAAUCUACUAGACCCCUUCUUAAGAGAAUGGGUGAAACACCCCCAAAACCCUGUGAUGACUCCACCUAGUGGAGUUGAAUUGGACGGUUUCAGAGAUCCAACAACUGCUUGGCAAGGAAGUGAUGGAAAAUGGAGAGUAAUUAUUGGUGCCAAAAAUGGUGAUGAAGGGAAGGCUCUUCUCUACCAUAGUGAGGAUUUUGUUAAUUGGAAACUACACUACAAUCCUUUGUAUGCAUCAGACAGUACUGGAAUGUUUGAGUGUCCAGAUUUCUUUCCAGUGUACAUUAGUGGCACAAAGAAUGGGGUGGAUACAUCUGUCCAAAACAGCAGUGUUAAGCAUGUCUUGAAAUUGAGUUAUCAAAACAAACAACAAGAGUACUAUUUGGUAGGUGAAUAUUUUCCUGAUCAGGAAAAGUUUAUUCCUGAUCCUGACUUGGGAGGAAGUUGUAUGGACUUAAUAUUGGACCAUGGAAUGUUUUAUGCUGGCAAGACAUUUUUUGAAUAUGGCAAGAACAGAAGGAUAUUGUGGGGGUGGUCAAAGGAGUGUGACACCACACAGGAUGAUGUUGAGAAAGGAUGGGCUGGUCUACAGGGUAUUCCAAGGCAAGUUUGGCUUGAUAAAAGUGGGAAGUGGUUGAUGCAAUGGCCAAUUGAAGAGGUAGAAAAACUACGUGACAAACAUGUUAGCAUAAUGGGAGAGAAACUGGUUGGUGGAUCAACUCUUGAAGUCUCAGGUAUCACUGCAUCACAAGUUGAUGUAGAAGUGUUAUUUGAGCUACCUGAACUGGAAAGUGCAGAGUGGCUAGAUCAAAGUGAAGUUGAUCCCCUCUUACUGUGUAGUGAAGAAUAUGCAUCAAGAAGUGGUAUAAUAGGGCCAUUUGGUUUGUUAGCUUUAGCAUCUGAGGACCAAGCAGAACACACUGCAAUAUUCUUCAGAAUAUAUAGAGCUCCCAAUAGAUAUGUAUGCUUCAUGUGCAGUGACCAGAGCAGGUCAUCAUUGCGGCAGGACCUUGAUAAAACCCCAUAUGGAACCAUCUUUGACAUAGACCCCAAUCUCAAAACGAUUUCACUUAGAAGCUUGAUUGAUCGCUCCAUUAUUGAGAGUUUUGGAGAGAAAGGGAGAAUUUGUAUUACUAGUAGAGUUUAUCCAUCAUUGGCUAUAGACAAAGAUGCACAUCUUUAUGUAUUCAACAAUGGAAGCCAGAGUGUGGUGAUCUCAGAACUUAAUGCUUGGACCAUGAAGAAAGCAGAAUUUGAUCAAGAGUAAAGCAUAAAUAAGCAGUAGCUAAGAAGGAUUUGGAUAAUCAUACAACAUUUGAUCUUGAUAUUUUACAUUUUUUUGCUGAAUGCCUUGAUAUUUUACAUUGUAUAUGUUAUGUUCUUCAUUUAUAUAAUAAAUUUAUUUGCUUUUAUCA